GGCGGAGAGCGACCCGGUGGCGCUGCUUUGCGCCAGUGUUCCCCGCAUAAGCGAGCGAGUGAGUCCAUCGUACGACGGAGCUCUGCGUGUGCCUCACGAUUGCUGCUCGUCCCUCUCGGACUGUGCUGUGCGCGGCUUCUAUACGUUUUUCCUCCUUCUGUACAAAGCACACACACAUAUAUUCGUCUUCGUUUCGCACACCAACACACACACACACACACACAGUUACACACCGAGAGACUACUAUAUAGCCACUAUAUAGACUCGCGCGCUCUCGUUCGCGCUCUCUCUCUCGCACUCGUAUACAAGCACGCAAUUCGAGUACCGACGGCACACAUGCUCAUAUCGUUGCUUCGUACAUAUGCGCAAAUAAACGCGUCUGUGUGAGUUCAUGAUAGCUAUAGCUAUAGAUACAGAUAAGUGUCGAGUCUCGCGCGAGAGAGAGAUCCCUUGCACGGAGUCUUCUCGUUCUGUGUGUGUAUAUAUAUUUAUUGUAUUAUUGUUACAAGUGCUGUGAGAGUACGUGAAUAUUGUGCCCGUGUGUCAAGAAUGUAACCGACGUCGUCGUCUCGUUUACGUCGAUCGUCGUCGGUUGGGAAAAAAACGAAGAGCAACGACGGUACACACGAAGAAAAAGAAGAAUAGCAGUGCUGCAGUGCUCCGUGAAAAGAUCAAGCCGCAGCCAGUGAAUGUGUUUCAUGCCCAUGUGUGUGUUUGUGUAUAUGUGCCCGCGUGUGUGUAUAGAUAUUAGAGUGUCUGCGCUCAUGUAAUGUGAUUGAUAAUCCGCAACACACGCACACACACAAUCACAAACACACAAACACACACACACAUUUAUCCAACAAAUAUAUCGACGGAGAAGAGAGAAACAGCGGUUGUGUCUGCCUGCUUCGUACACUGCAGUGAUUUUCGCGAUAUUGUUCAUGCCUACAUGUCUAUCUAUAUAGUGGAAUACAGACACUAAUGAUGAAAAGUAAUAGACAUCUGUAAGCGGAUCCACAGGAAAACUGUCGCAAACACUGUGAUUAUAAUCACAAAACAUCUAAGCUGGUAAAAAAAUCACUGGAUUCGGAGCCAAUUGUAAUUGGACAAAUUUCCAAGACAAAGGCAAAGAAUAUUAUCAAAGAGAUAAAAAGUGAUACCAGUUGAAUACUUGCUCGGAAAGUUGGACGGCAAAAGAUCAUAACUUCAAGGUUAGCUGAAGUUGCUGGUUCUAAGAACUCUGCCAAAGUGCAUACCUACAUCAAUUGGUGCAUUAAUUAAGCAGCCCAGCAAUGGUGCAGAUAGCGUGGGACGGUGACGAUGGAUGAAUGGGAGUGAGCCCGGCGGAGCUUUGGACGGUGCGGCUCCGGCAGCAGGAGAGGACGCGGCGACGUAACAGCUGCAACAGCGUCGUGGCUGGUCAGUCCCCUUGGCUGGAUGUCGAGCCGUCAGCGCUGGCGACGUCAGUGGCAGUGAUGGCCCCUGCUCUGACGGAAGCCGGACCUCAGAAGCCUGAGAAUCUGAUACCAGCGCUGCCGGCCGGCGGCUUUUUAACCGCCGAGCAGGCCAAGCAGGUUUGUCUCAGUGCAUCGGUGCAUCUCCCGAAAUCGUCGAAUGUGAACAAUAAGCCGAAAAUCUGUCAAGAUCACGAGGUCCUGGCUCAAUUCGUUGUCUCAGCUAACGUCCAGCCAACAAAAAUUGACGAUCAGUGUUUGCACGGUAUUCCAAAGGAUCUGAUAAACGAUGUCAUCAAUCUUAAAUUCAGCAGUGGUCUCGAUAGUUUGUCCGACCUGAUUAUAAAUAAAAAAGAUUCGCUGGCAGUUGCAGCGGAGGAGACAGAAGUGGGUGACGAGUAUAGGGACGCUAUAAUGAGUGACCAAUCCAUGGAUGAUCAAGCCAACAACAUGUGUUUCUUUAAAUCGAUUCCUUACCCUACUGGUACUCCAGAGGAGGAACAGGAAAGUCGCAAUAUUUCCACUGAUUCCAUGACUGCAGCUGCAUCAUCAACAUUAAAUGUCCAAGAAAAGCAAAACGACGUUGACGAAGACGGUUUAGAACAAAUCAUGGGCUUCGCUCAAACUGUCGAUCUUGGACAUAAUGUUGAUGAUAUACUACAGGUAAUAAAGUCAAUGGAGGAAAACGAUGCAGGGGCAGAAGAAAACCGAUUGACAAGCGAGGGCCUUGUUGGAGGCGUAUCAUCCCAGUCAGCGGAAGGUGUUCCCGAAAUUUUUCAAGACAGUGAACCAUUUUCCUUGAAUCUCCUUAGUGACGUGGAUGUGAUAGGUUUAUGCAGUGAACAACUAACGGAUCAGUCUAUAUCUGUUCCAUCAUCAUCUAGUCUUCAUCAUAUUGAGCAGCAGCAUGAUCCAAUGCUGUUGCAACAGCAACAAGAAUCAGCAAGAUUGAAUGCAGUGAGUCAACAACAAACUGUUGUAGAGAAACGGCAGCACGAACUUGAGCGGCGAGCGUCUUUCCUGGCAAGGCGACUUCGUAAGAUUCAAUCGCGUUUGGUAGCCGAACAUGCUGCCGAGCAAACAGGAAACGUGUUACAGUUAGCUCAACAAAGUGCAAAAAAGAACUUGAUCGAUGAUUUAUCAAAUCUUGGAUCGAAAGCGGGUGUUAAUCGAAAUUUUCCAGAGCUUUCGGGUAGUCUUAGUUCCUUUCUCAACAAGCUUCAAAAGAGUUGUAGUGCCCAGAGUAACAGUAUAGCUGUGAGGCAGCGGAAUACGUGUCGGUACUUUGGUGCAGGAUCGAAAGAUUUUAACGGCCCACAGCAACCACUUGGUCGUGGAACAGUAUUUGGCAUGACCCAAAUUAAGCUUGAUGGUAAAGAACUCGAAAAUGUGUGCGGUCCUUUAACUUCAAAGAUUAAGGUAUUGCAAAGCGCCUACGAUUCUGAGUGCACUGCCUCGAGCAGUGAUUGUGACAGCUGUGAUGAACUUCAAACUUUCAACAACCCUCAUCAGCAACAUUUACCAGUUUCGAAACGAGCCGCAUGGCGAUUCGCUCAAGAACGGGCGGCUCUGGCGUCACGCUGGACGUGGCUGCAAGCUCAAAUAUCGGAACUCGAAUACAAGAUCAGACACACAUACGAAAUCCAGAAGCAGAUGAGACUGGCCAAAGGUCCUGUCGUUCUCGAAGCCGCUUCACCACCUCCGCUACAAUCUAGGGUCAGCCCGAUGACGUCGUAUGACGAUAUAGCGUCGACGAUCACGAGUACAACCACGUCCAUGGUCAACGGAUUCAGCAACUUGGUGCCGAACAAUUCCCCGGCGACCCCGGGCCUAAAUUCAAUUGGAGCCUCGUCGUCUGGAGCAGCACGUACCCGGCCUCUGGUUAGAAGUCAAUUCCGCAAACGGAAACUAGUUCGGAUCGAGGGACUUCACGAGAUUUUACCAAAGGUUGCGAGACCGUCUACGAUAAAAUGCCACUGCGAUGGUACCAAGUCAUCUUGUAUAAUCUGCACAGGCAGAUGUGAACCUAUGGCUGGUCACGCGCACGAUACCAUGUCGGUGCAAGAACGUAUUGCGACCCUGGAUGCGUGUCAUCAUCCUGUGCUUACCCUUCGAGACGAAGUUACUCAAUCGGUUCAUUUUGAUGCCGUCAUGAGAUCUAAUGAAUGGCAGCAAAAAAUAAUGAGAGGCGGUAUGCGAGUUUCUAAAGUAAAGGAUAAGGAUACGACUGAAAGGAAAACCAAAAAAGUAUCUGAAAGACCCAAGUACCCUGCAUCGCGAGUAAGGAAGUCAACGACUAGUUUGUGUAGCGAAAAAAUAAAGAAAAAAGUCUUGAACAGUACCCGCACUCGUAACAACAAAUCGGGAACGACGCGCAAACGACCUUCGGCGAAACAGCAACAAUCGCAGCAACAUCAACUUCAAUCACAAUUGCAACAACAACCUGGUUCGGCUUUGCCAACGCCGUUGCAUACGGAUGAAGAUGAAGUUGGAAGUGUCCUGUCAUAUUCCAGCAAGUAUUCGUCACCAGUUGCUUCGCCUUACAAUGCUGCUAUUUCGACACAUGCACCGGAUAAGACUACAUUCAAGGAAAGAUCCUCCUCAAAUUCCCACAAUAGGAUACGACAAAACUCUUUCGACAUCGAUAAUAUUGUGAUACCAUACAGUGUCGCUGCAGCAACAAGGCUAGAAAAACUGCCCUACAAAGAAAUUCUUAUACCACGUUGGAGGCGAUGUGACACAGAAGAAUCUGAUGUUAAAAACGGGACAGUUCAGAAAUCAAAUGUAGAUAAAGAUGUUGAGGAUAUUUCCGAAGAAACAAUAAGAUUGAGACACGAUCGCAGCGAAAGAGAGGAAACUAGCCGUUUUAAUAAUAGUAAACAUUUGCCAUCUUACGGGAGAAGAAAAAGUCGACGUACAGACAGCAAUAAACCAGACAGCGGCGCAAAUACACCAGACGUUGCUAUGUCACCACGCCCUGCAUCAGAAAAUGAGGCUACGUCACCAGCGCCUCAACCAAAUAAUCAUCCAAUUGAGAUCAUAGCACCGCUAGUCCCCCCGUACGAGCCAAGAAGAUUCCCACUGAGCGAUGCCGAUUAUCAGCAGUUAUUAGCCGAAACGGAUACUACCGUACGUUCAAUUCCUAAUGAGAUUCCGGAAAUAGCAUCUGCUUCUCCGAAAGAUGAUAAAAUUGAGUUGCUGGAAACUGAAGCUGACCGAGAAUCAGAUUCAACUGAAUCUGCCCUGUGUGAUAUGGAAGGAGAGGAUCCAAAUGAUCCUGAAUGGACAGUAGCCGAAGAAAAAGAAACGGAAAAGGAUCGAAUUCGACCUACAGCCAAAAGAUAGGAGAAGCUAGUUAGAAGCUUUAUGCUUUUAGCGCGCAUAUCGACUUUAAUCGCAAGAGUUUGUUUUUCUAUGCUAAAUGAGCUACUUGUCAAUUGUUAUGCAUACCUGUCUCUGACGACAUUGCACUUUGUGUAAACGUAUGAUAAUGUAAAGUGUAAUAUAAUAUUUAUAAAUUUUGUAAUUUCACCGACGUUUGCGCUUUAAUAGCUUUAUCUUUAAAGACAACCGAUAGUUUAAAAAUUACGCUAAAUAGCUUUUUGUAUAAAAUGAGAAGAAUUGAAAAAAAAUUAAGACAGAUGAUUUAAAACUUCUAAUAAAUAAGGACUUGAAAGAAAAAGCGAAUGUAUUUAUACUCAAUUUUUAGAUUAGAAAUUCAAAAAGAUAAACUUGAGUCUCAAAAAUGAAUAAAAGUGCCAAUUCCAAUGUUUGCGACAUCAUUCAUAAUUAACGAAGUUUUUACAUUUUUUUAAUAUUAUCAACUCAGUUGUUCAGUUAUUUUUCAAAAACUACGCAAAAACUAUUUUUUAUCAAUCGAAAAUUUUGAAAGAAUCAUAAUUCUUUUUUAGUGAAAUGUAAACUACUUCAAUUUGUGGAAAUGAUACUAUUUUAUUGAACGAUUAUAUUUAAAUAAAAUAAAUAUGUUAAUUGUAUAUGUGCUGAAA
Messenger RNA from Trichogramma pretiosum, 5443 nucleotides. RefSeq names its product KAT8 regulatory NSL complex subunit 1 (gene nsl1). Gene Ontology annotation, molecular function: histone acetyltransferase binding. Gene Ontology annotation, cellular component: NSL complex. Lineage: Eukaryota; Metazoa; Arthropoda; Insecta; Hymenoptera; Trichogrammatidae. The record is from RefSeq and is a predicted model, not a curated record. The transcript is spliced from 14 exons. Bases 1311 to 4781 code for a protein of 1156 amino acids.